Messenger RNA from Doryrhamphus excisus (bluestripe pipefish), 2575 nucleotides. It is a transcript of the gene cldn10d, whose product is annotated as claudin 10d. NCBI's taxonomy places the organism in Eukaryota, Metazoa, Chordata, Actinopteri, Syngnathiformes, Syngnathidae. The record is from RefSeq and is a predicted model, not a curated record. Gene Ontology annotation, molecular function: structural molecule activity. Gene Ontology annotation, cellular component: bicellular tight junction; membrane.
UCCAAAAAGAUAAGACGUCAAACAAACUGUGCACACUGUAUCACAUCCUCAGUGCCAGACAAGGAAGAGGAGGCACAGAAAGAACCUUGUUCAUUAAGUUUUUUUGAGGAGUGUCACUCACCAUGAAGUACAGGACGGUGGUGAUGUACAUGGAGAUCGGCUGCUUUGUGUCUUGUCUCUGCGGCUGGAUCCUGGUGUGCUCCACCCUUCCCACAGAAUACUGGACUUUCUCUGAGGUGGGCAGCAUUGUGAUGACGACCUCUAAUUAUUACUCCAACCUGUGGAGGGACUGCAUCUCCGACACUACAGGGGUGUCUGACUGCAAAGACUACCCCUCCAUGCUGGCCCUGCCUGUUUUCCUGCAUGCCUGCAGAGCGUUGGCAGUCUGUGCAGUCAUCACCGGCUUCUUUGGAGGGGUUCUCACUCUUGUGGGCAUGAAGUGCACUAAAAUAGGCGGAUCAGAGGUUGCAAACGCGAGAGUGACCUUCGCAGGUGGCAUCACUUAUCUUGUCUCAGGGUUCUGUGGUAUGAUCACAUAUUCGUGGUGGGCCAACAAAGUCAUCACAGAGUUUGUAGACCCAAAUUUCAGGGCACAGAAAUUUGAGCUUGGAGCUGCAGUUUUUAUCGGCUGGGGGGGCUCCAUCCUUUUGCUCACUGGAGGGAGUGUGCUGAGUUUUUUCUCUGGAAAAGAAGGUCUACCAUCUGGUUCCUCAAAAAGGCCACGGAGACCAGCCACUUACGCCACAGCUAGGACCCGAAGGACCUACAUGCUGCCACAAACCUCAUCCAGGGUAACGCUGGGGCCACCGCUGUUCUACCAGAGCAGGAAUAGUCGACCGAGCAGACCGCCGACAAAGACGACUCGCACCUUCAGCAGGGAUGACUUUGUCUGAGCAAAAGAGACAUUGAGACUUUUUAAAAGACCUUUCAGGUACAGAUGGUGAAGAUCAACCCUGGUCAAUACAGGACUUGGGCUGCUUCAUUUACAAGUCAGUUCAUAGUGUCAAAAUGAAUGUUUACGUACUUUGUAACAUGUAGAUUAUAAAGCAUAUGUAGAAUAAGUCUUAGGAUAAUACAAAUAUUUUCACCUAAAAUAUCAAUUUCAGGGCGGCACGGCGGUCGAGUGGUUAGCACGUAGACCUCACAGCUAGGAGACCAGGGUUUAAUUCCACCCUCUGCCAUCUCUGUGUGGAGUUUGCAUUUUCUCCCUGGGCAUGCGUGGGUUUUCUCCGGGUACUCCGGUUUCCUCCCACAUUCCAAAAACAUGCUAGGUUAAUUGGCGACUCCAAAUUGUCCAUAGGUAUGAAUGUGAGUGUGAAUGGUUGUUUGUCUAUAUGUGCCCUGUGAUUGGCUGGCAACCAGUCCAGGGUGUACCCCGCCUCUCGCCCUAAGACAGCUGGGAUAGGCUCCAGCAAACCUCGUGAGGAAACGCGGUAGAAAAUGAAUGAAUGAAUAUUAAUUUCAUUGUGUUUCUUGUACUGUUUACUUUAAACACACAUGGAAAGCUAAUAUAGAACAAGGACCAAAUCAUAUUAAAGACACAAAAGAGAAAAUAAGUGAGCAUGAUUAUUUCUCAGAUUUGCCUUUGGCUGGCCACAAUAAAAGGCUAGUCCAGUAUGUGCAGCAUAACUACUAUAUGGGGGAGAGGUAUGCUAUAUGUAUGUUAUGGAUGACUACAGGUGCAUUUUGAAUGCAGAGUGAUAUGAUAAGAUCCCAAGGCCCAUUGUUAUGCCAACAUCUAAGUUCUUGCAUGACCAGCAGACUCCCCGGACAUAUCACCCAUGUUUGGGAUGCUCUGGAUUGGUGUAUACAGUAUUUCCCUAAUACAGUGCAUAUUUUGGAGUGGCCAUUUAUUGUGCUCAAUCUAAGCCUCACCUGUGCAAUAAUCAGCCGUCUGAUCAUCAUCUUGAUAUGUCACACCUGUGACAUGGAUGGAUUAUGGAACAUGAAACAUUUUGUUAGAAAUAGAAACAUGAUUCCAGAACUAUUCCAGAACUGCUACAUACCUGGAAUGUCCAGAAAUAGGUGUUCAGGUCUCAGUGACGUGGCCAAAGUAAGGCCACAAGGCAAGAACACAUUGUUGAAACAUUGUGGCAAGAAAUAUCUUUUUUUUUUUAAGUUUUCAUGGAGUAAUGAAAUGUGAGUAAAUCUUGACAGGACCAGUUGGAUGGGCCCAUAGCUCUAUCAAUAUCGCCGGCAUAUUGGAUUUGUCAAGGCUACGUGGUAAAUGAAUACAAGUAAAUGUACCUCCUUUCAUUAAACAGCAUUUUAUGAGUAUUCAUUGAUAGUGCAGCCUUGACACAUCCCAUAGGGCAGCAAUGUUGACCUAUCGCAGCAGUGGACAAACUAACUUGAUGCAGUGUCUAUGUAUUGUAUGUCUAUGGAGUGGCGGUUGCUUUGUGUGAAUACAUAAUGAGGUUAUGUUAUCACGAUUACGGAUAAUGACCUGUAUUUGUAAAAUCCUUCCAUCCACUGAAGACUAACGAUUGAUGUGUUGCACUUUUUAGCUGUAUAAAACCUUCCUUUCUACUUACAACAACAGAAAGUGAAAGUUGAGGUUUGUAUGUUUGCAAAA